AUGAAGAUGAAAUCCUAGAUAAUAAUUCUUGAUAUGAUGAUCUUGUUAAUCGUUUUGAGUGUUUGCACUUUAGGAAUCUAUGUUGAGGCCGUGAUAUUUUAUGAUAUCAGCCUAGAAUCUUCGAAUAUCAUGAUGAAUGUUACCGACAUUAAGCAGAUCGACAGCCUUGGAAAUCAAGUAGAAGCCUAUUUAAUAAAAAAGCAUAAAAGAAGCAUCUAACUCCUUGACAAUAUUGCUUCUUUUUUUUUUUAUUUGGCUAACCAUCAAAAACAAUUCCUCGUUAAUUAGGAUUUACAACUUUGCCUAACUGAAGAUGAUUACAAAAACUCACGAUAUAUUCAGAACAUUCCGUAGUUCUGCUAUUAAAUCCACAGUGAGCAGUAUCAAUAGAUUAUAUUAAAUGACAAUAUCAAGCUUUUGUAUUAAGGGCUUAAACAACUUGAUCAAUUCUCACUACUGUUCAAUAUGUAAUGGCCUAACUUUUUGUAGGUGGUAGACACAAGUCCAAUAAUAUUUGAUUCAUUAUAUCCAACAGGAUUAUUAUUGAAUAAUUAUAAUCCAUAGGAUAGGAUAUGGUAUCAAAAUCACAUGGCCUAAGCAAACAAUACAAAGAAUGAGUUUUACUUUUUUACAAAUGUCUACUAAGUCUUGUAUGGAACUGACAAGUUUAGUUUUUCAAUCACUCAAUCCUUGUUUGAUUAGUAAAAAGAGUUCUUCGCAAUAGUAAAAACAUAAGUAUAUGUAACGGACCAAAACUUACAGAAAAUAUAAUUUAAUGUCUUAUUAAUUAACUAAGAUGGCUAGGUUAUGCAUUAUGGAAUGGAAAAUCCAAUCAGAAACGUGGAGGCUUUAUAUAUCUACAAUGAGACAAUAACUGGGUUCAACUUUACGGAUUGGAAGGAAAUUGAAAAGAAGGCGAAUAACGAAUAAUCAAGUUAAAAUCAAUACGAUCAAAUAUUUAUGCUCUAUAAUAAACUAUACUAGUAAUUUGUUAAAAUAAAGUGUAAAAAAUUUAUAAAAGAGAAUUUUACACUAAUUUUGUUUACUAAUCUCACAUAAUAAAAUAUAUUGGAGCAAAGGAUAUUGGAUGAGUAAAAAGGAUUUUAUCUGCAGUAUGGUUAUGCUGUUCUUAUAAUUUUUGGUUUAGCAAUUCUGUUAUUCUGUUUGAGUGUAUUCUUUAUAAAUCUAAUUUGCAACCCAAUAGUAAAUUUAAGAUUAAAAAUAUCAUAACAUGUUUUAGAAAUGGGUAACAAUACCGAUAAAAUAAUGUUUAAAAUGCAAUCAUGCAAAAAGAACAAUAAUGAUGUUAUUAAUAAAUUAAAUGAAAUGUUCAUGAAUAUCUCGGAUACUCUCAAAUUAGACUCAAAUAAGAAGAAUAAGUAAUGUAGACUUAUUGAAAAGAUGUAGUAUAAUAAGCGAAAUGUUUAAGGGUCAUGUUAGAAGUUGAAUUAAUAAAUACAUUCUCUUUCAGAUUUCAACUUAAGAUAUGUUGAUUUCAACUAAUUUAAUAAAGAAGUUUUGGAUUUGUUGAUGAAUUGCACUUAUAGUCAAUUGUGA
This is a messenger RNA of Paramecium tetraurelia, 1557 nucleotides long. RefSeq lists its product as uncharacterized. Lineage: Eukaryota; Ciliophora; Oligohymenophorea; Peniculida; Parameciidae. The record is from RefSeq and is a predicted model, not a curated record. The transcript has 4 exons.